Messenger RNA from Durio zibethinus, 893 nucleotides. RefSeq names its product universal stress protein PHOS34-like. The record is from RefSeq and is a predicted model, not a curated record. NCBI's taxonomy places the organism in Eukaryota, Viridiplantae, Streptophyta, Magnoliopsida, Malvales, Malvaceae.
UACUAAUUUCAUGCUUUAAAAAAUUAACAAUCCAUGGAAAUUUGAAGAUCUUUCGACUGUCUGGUAAUUCAGAAACCGAGUCCAUGGCCGCAACAACCUCACCAAAAGUAGCGACCGGCUUGACCAGUUCACAAGCCACUUCAAGAAACAUCCUCGUCAAGUUUAAAACCCAGCAUCAACUUAGUGCACAACUCCAUCUGUUUGCAUAGAGGAAAAAACAAACUUGAAACAGAAUAAAAAGAGGUUUUUUGGGGGGAAUUCUUGAGUUUGUAGUAAAAUGGCUGAAGGGAAAUCAAUCAUGAUGGUCGCCAUGGACGAUAGUGCACAUAGUAUGUACGCCCUGGAAUGGACCCUUGAUCGCUUCUUUACUCCUUUUGGCUCUAACCAUCCUUUCCAGCUCCUUGUUGUCCACGCCCGACCCCUCCCCAUUUCUGUUCUUGGACUUGCCGGACCUGCAUCAGUGGAGGUUAUACCAAUAAUGGAGAUUGAUUUAAAGAAGGCAGCCACUAGGAUAACAGAGAAAGUGCAGGAGUUAUGCAAGAAGAAAUCAUUGAGUAAUGUGAAGGUGGAAGUAAUGGAAGGUGAUCCGAGAAAUGUGUUGUGUGAAGCUGUAGAGAAACACAAGGCAGCAAUCUUGAUAAUGGGAAGCCAUGGAUAUGGAGCUGUGAAGAGGGCUGUUUUGGGCAGCGUAAGUGACUACUGUGCUCACCAUGCUCACUGUUCUGUAAUGAUCGUGAAGAAGCCUAAGCACAGGGAUUGAGCUAGUCCCUGCCUUUAGUUUUCACUUUUGCCUAUAGAUUUUGAAGCAUCCUUCCAAUAAGUAAUGAUUAUCUGAUUUUCCGGUUUGCUAUUUCAAUUUCUUAGGGGAUUUAUGCAUUUGCUUCAAAAGUAAG